Molecule: messenger RNA, 1104 nt
Organism: Paramecium pentaurelia
Lineage: Eukaryota; Ciliophora; Oligohymenophorea; Peniculida; Parameciidae
Source: the annotation of a GenBank genome assembly
AUGAAUGAAAAACUGAUAAUUUAAGAAAAUGUAAACAAAAACUAAUUAAUUAACUUAAAUAAAUAAAAUUGUAAAAAUUGAAAUCAUAUAUAGAGGCAUUUCCUAAUAUAUAACAAUAAUAAAAUUUUUAAGGUGGAAAUCCUUAAUAAUAAUCUUUUAACUAAUCUAUAUCUUCUCAAUUUGAGCCAUGUAUUUCAAAUUCAGGCACUUUUGAUAACCGAGUUCAGGAUAAUUUUAUUGUAUUAAUAAAAUUUAUAUAACUAUUUUAGUAGAAAAAUGAGAUGGGUCAAUUAAAAACUUUAGGUUAAAUUAAUUCUUUAAAUAGAAAUAGUUAUCAUUAGUCUCAACCUAAUAAUGUUGUACCAAUAUCUAGUCCCAACUACAUUUUUCAAAAUAACCAACUAAUAUUUAUUCAACAAUCAUGUCAACUUAAUUAAUCUUAACCAAAUAAUAAUUAAGAUAGUGGAAUUUUAUAAAAUUAAUAACAAUUUUCUCCACUCCCAUAACAAUAAAAAUCAUCCUCUAAGAUAAAAUUUAUAGGAAGGGUUCCUGAUUAAAAUCCUACAUUAAUAGAAAAAGAUAAUAGUAUUAUUAUUUUUUAAAUUAGAUUUUAAUAAUCAGGCAAAUUAAUCUAACCCUCCCAUUUUAAUAGAUUGGAAUUUAUUCAAUAGAUAAAUUCCAAAGCCAAAACCAAAACCUUAAGAAGAAAUUCCUUAAAUAGAAAAUUCUUUGUUCUAACGUAUAUAAACUUAAUAAAUUAAAACUAUUGAAAAGCCUAUAGAAGAUGUUAAUAAUGAUGGAUUUUAAUAGUUACAGAUGAAUACUAUAUAUCAAACAAAAAUAAUUAAUUGUUUUUAUUGUAGAACGGCUAUCCAUAAGUAAUAGAUAGGACUUAAUUGCUUACAUUUGUACCAUUAAGAAUGCUUUUAAGAUAUAAUCAAAUAAUAAAUAAAUACAGGAAAAUGUAUUUGCUUAUGCAAUCAAAAAAUUCCUCAAAAGCAAUUAUUAACAUUAUUAACUCAGGAAUUGAAAGAUUAAUUAUUUGCUAAUUAAUUAAAUAAAAUAAUAAAAAGUAAUCCUAACUUAAUAAAUAUGGGAAAAUGA